Messenger RNA from Macadamia integrifolia, 2028 nucleotides. RefSeq lists its product as uncharacterized. Lineage: Eukaryota; Viridiplantae; Streptophyta; Magnoliopsida; Proteales; Proteaceae. Bases 1 to 2028 code for a protein of 675 amino acids. The record is from RefSeq and is a predicted model, not a curated record. The transcript has 4 exons.
AUGCGUAAGCAAUUGUGGUUAGAUUUGGAGUUGUCGAUAUCAGCUUUGGUUCCGUGGUCUGUGAUGGGGGAUUUCAAUGCAACCCUGUUCUCGCAUGAGAAAAGAGGUCCUGGUAAGUUUAAUCUUGGAUCAGCUGCUGAAUUCCAGGCAAUGGUUGAUGCGUGUGAAUUGCUUUCUAUCCCUUCUCAGGGAAAGAAAUUCACUUGGACUAAUAAUCGUCGAAGGGGUCAUGCAGUUGCAGUGUUGGAUCGGAGUUUUUGUAAUGGGAAGUGGAUAGAUGUGUUUAGAAAUGUGAAGCAGCGUGUUUUGUUGUCUUCGGUAUCAGAUCAUGCCCCUUUAAUUGUUGUCUCUGAUGAUGUUCAAAGACCUACAAAUAUCCCCUUUAGAUUCCAUAGCUUUUGGAUGGAAAAUGAUCAAUUUAUCUCUGUGGUUGAGGAAGCUUGGAAAACUUCGAUAGGGGGUAAUCCAAUUUUCGUUCUGGCACAAAAAUUAAAGCAGGUCAAGGAGAAUUUAAAGGUUUGGGCGAGGGCCAAUUUUCCUAACCUGAAUGAUGAGGUCGAUAAAGCAAAGCUGGAAUUAAAGAAGGUUCAAGAUAUGAUAGAGGUGGCUGGGAUGAACGAUGAAUUAUUUAACAGAGAGGCAGAUGCAAAAACAGUAUUAUUGAAGGCCAACCAAAUGUACGAGAAGUUGUGGGCUGAAAAAGCUAAACUGAGAUGGAUGAAAAAUGGAGAUUGUAACUCGAAGAUUUUUCAUCUCUCCGUGAAGCUUAGGAGGUUGAAAAAUCAGAUCACCUCCCUUAAAAAGGAAGAUGGAACUUGGGUUUCAGACCAACAGGGAAUAUCUUUUUAUGUCUCUGAAUUUUUUGAGAAAUUUCAUGAGGCUGAUGAAAUCACGGUUCAUAAUGACCUUCUUGAUAAUAUUCCCAGAGUGUUGGAGGAGGAGGACGUGGCAGGAUUGGAGAUUGUCCCGAGUGGGGACGAAAUAAAACAAGCUGUUUGGGAUUUAGAUCCUGUUAGCUCUCCAGGUCCAGAUGGGUUCCCAGGUAGUUUCUUCAGGCGAUGUUGGACUAUUGUUGAGGGUGAUUUUUGCAGGGCAGUGAAAAAAUUCUUUGAGGAAGGGCGGCUUCCUAAAGGUAUAAAUAACUGCUUUAUUUCCUUGAUCCCCAAAGCUGAGGGGGCGGCCUCUCUUGAUAGGUUUCGACCUAUAUGUAUGGGAAAUUUUUAUUGCAAAGUGAUAUCAAAAAUUCUAUCUUCAAGAUUACUUGUUGUUUUGCCUAAAUUGAUUUCGGAAGAGCAAGGCGCUUUCCAGCAGGGUAAAAUAAUUUCAGCAAAUAUCAGCCUCGCCUCAGAACUGUCAAAUUUGAUGUAUUCUUCAGUUAGGGGUGGUGGAAUGGGACUGAAGCUCGAUGUUCAAAAGGCAGUAUCAAUUUUGGUGAACGGUGGCCCGGUGGGGUUCUUUGGGGUUGGUAGAGGUCUCCGACAAGGAGAUCCUUUGUCUCCCUUUUUAUUUAUUCUGGCAGAAGAGGUUCUCUGUAGAGGUCUUAGAAGCAUGGUUCAGAAUGGUUUGAUAAAGUCUCUUCCUGGGCCUCGAGGGAAGAAGAUAGUGGUGAAGUGGGAUGAGGUAUGUAAACCUACCAGGGAAGGCGGUCUUGGUAUUAGGAGGUUGCGAGAUGUUAAUUUUGCAUGCCUGUGCAAAUUAGCAUGGCAAAUCAAACAUGGAAAUUCUCUAAUGAGUGUUUUCUUUCGUGCCCGUUUUCUGAAGAUUGAUGGUUCGCUGAAAACUACCUACCUUUCCUCUUCGAUAUGGCCUGGUCUUAAAAAGGUGUGGCGGUGGGUACAGUCUCAUGAGCAAUGGACUGUUGGGAAUGGUCAGAGGAUAAAAUUUUGGAAAGAUAGCUGGUUGGGAAAGAAGUCUAUUGAGGAGAUGUAUGGUUUGCAGUUAGAUAUCUUAGAUUCGAUGCAGGCAAAGGUUUCUGAUUUCAUUUGCCAAGAUGAGUGGAAUUUUCCCCAGGUAAGUAUGAUUAAUUGA